GUCUUCCUGAACAAUACUACAGCCUCACUUGGUUCCUCAGCCCCAUCCUGGGCUUGAUCUUCACUCCGCUUAUAGGUUCGGCCAGUGACCGCUGCACGCUGAGCUGGGGCCGCCGGCGGCCUUUCAUUCUUGCUCUCUGCAUUGGUGUCCUCUUUGGAGUUGCACUUUUCCUUAAUGGUUCUGUAAUAGGUCUGGCUAUCGGCGACGUCCCGGACAAGCAGCCCAUUGGAAUAGUUCUCACAGUGCUUGGUGUUGUGGUGUUGGACUUCUGCGCCGAUGCAACAGAAGGGCCAAUUCGGGCCUAUUUGUUGGAUGUGGUGGACAGUGAAGAGCAAGACAUGGCCCUUAACAUCCAUGCGUUUUCAGCUGGUCUUGGAGGAGCGAUUGGUUAUAUGUUAGGAGGGUUGGACUGGACACAGACCUUCUUGGGUGAUAUUUUUAAAUCCCAACAGCAAGUCCUUUUCUUCUUCGCAGCCAUUAUUUUCUCUGUCUCCGUUGCUCUCCACCUUUUUAGCAUUGAAGAAGAGCAAUAUAACCCUCAGCAGGACAGGAUUGAUGAAGAAGGAGACACCCUUUCCAGUGUCAAGCUCAGUGGUAGUCUCCCCCCUGUGAACCGACUGAAUGUAAUUAGUGAGGAAGAGCCGUAUGGAGCCUCCAUGUUCCACGAUGAGGUUCAGUCAGAGCAUGAUCUCAACAUGGAGUUCCUUGAGGUGAACAUUGUGAGAAGCAAGAGUGACUCUGUUCUGCACAUGCCCGAUGCUACAUUGGAAAUUGAAUCAGAGCUGCUGUUUCUGCACGACAUCGAGCCCUCCAUUUUUCAGGAUGGUUCAUAUCCAAACACUCCCCACAACACAAGCCAAGAGACCAUGAAGUCCAAACUCAACCACCUCUCUGCUUUCCUCAGGGACAGUGAGAAAGAGGAGGACAUGUUGCUUGAUAAUCGGUUGAACGACGAUAAAGUCCCAAACAUCAACGGCUCCCUACCAAAAGAGUUCCUCAACGGACACGCGCGGAUAGGCAUGAAGCAAUCCAGCACGUCGAACUCCAUGCGGCGGCGGCGGCACAUGUUCUACCGUCAACCAUCGUACACCUUCUCCUACUACGGCAAGAUAGGCUCCCACCGCUACCGCUUCCGUCGCGCCAACGCCAUCGUCCUCAUCAAGUCCUCCCGCAGCAUGAACGACAUCUACGACAUGCAGAAGUGGCAGCGCCAGAGGUGCAGGCACAGGAACCAGAGCGGCACGACGAACUCGAGCGGAGACACGGAGAGCGAGGAGGGGGAGACCGAAACCACCGUCAGGCUCUUGUGGUUGUCCAUGCUAAAGAUGCCAAAGGAGCUGCUGAGACUGUGCGUCUGUCACCUCUUAACUUGGUUUUCCAUCAUUGCUGAAGCUGUGUUCUAUACAGAUUUCAUGGGACAGGUCAUCUUUCAGGGCGAUCCAAAGGCCCCUUCUAACUCGACUGAGUUACACGCCUACAAUGCUGGAGUUCAGAUGGGAUGCUGGGGACUGGUAAUUUAUGCUGCUACUGCUGCUGUAUGUUCAGCCUUGUUGCAGAAAUACUUGGACAACUACGACCUUAGUAUAAAAGUGAUCUACAUCCUGGGCACGCUGGGUUUCUGUGUUGGCACUGCAGUGAUGGCUAUCUUCCCCAACGUGUAUGUCACCAUGAUAAUGAUCAGCACUAUGGGAAUAGUCUCCAUGAGCAUCUCCUACUGCCCCUAUGCGCUUCUGGGACAAUACCAUGAUAUCAAACAGUACAUCCACCACAGUCCUGGGAACUCCAAGCGUGGCUUCGGCAUAGACUGCGCCAUUCUGUCCUGUCAGGUUUACAUCUCCCAGAUCCUCGUGGCCUCCGCGCUCGGCGGCGUGGUGGACGUAGUCGGCACGGUCAGAGUCAUUCCCGUGGUGGCUUCGGUGGGAUCCUUCCUGGGGUUUUUGACAGCCACCUUCUUAGUGAUUUACCCUGAAGUCAACGAAGAGCCAAAGGAAGAGCAGAAGGGACUCGACCCUCCAAAGCCAACCGAGGCCAACGGCACGAGCACCGCGAAGCCGCCCGUGCUGAAGCUCACUCGCAAGGGAGACGCCGCGGCGGGGCUGGAGGGCGAGUCAGCCGUGUGA
Messenger RNA from Nestor notabilis (Kea), 2120 nucleotides. RefSeq names its product solute carrier family 45, member 4 (gene SLC45A4). Gene Ontology annotation, molecular function: sucrose:proton symporter activity. The record is from RefSeq and is a predicted model, not a curated record. Gene Ontology annotation, cellular component: membrane. Gene Ontology annotation, biological process: transmembrane transport. The annotation marks the transcript as partial. NCBI's taxonomy places the organism in Eukaryota, Metazoa, Chordata, Aves, Psittaciformes, Psittacidae. The transcript has 6 exons.